Messenger RNA from Argiope bruennichi, 8083 nucleotides. Its product is annotated as dystroglycan 1-like. Gene Ontology annotation, biological process: morphogenesis of an epithelium; muscle attachment; nerve development. Gene Ontology annotation, molecular function: laminin binding; calcium ion binding. The record is from RefSeq and is a predicted model, not a curated record. NCBI's taxonomy places the organism in Eukaryota, Metazoa, Arthropoda, Arachnida, Araneae, Araneidae. The transcript is spliced from 4 exons. Gene Ontology annotation, cellular component: sarcolemma; dystrophin-associated glycoprotein complex; dystroglycan complex. The coding region runs from base 616 to 4032 and encodes 1138 amino acids.
UGCGGGACCUUGUGUUGCUGCUCUUGAUGAAGAGUUCCGGAAGGAACGAGAGGGAACAACCACCCGCGGCGGGUGAUUCAUUCAUUCAUUUGUUUUGUUCGUAAAAGACUUCGCGAUUUGCAUUAACGGAGUUUAGUUGUUGGAUUUGAGUUUCCUUUUGUUUUUAAAAACUCGCCCUGCCAUGCUUGGAUAAUGAACGAUUGUGAAGUGGAAGUAGUAGUGUCCUUGGAGAUUUUUAACGGAUGCUUUUUAGGAAAAUGGAGUGCCUCCGUUUAGAGUUUCGUGCAGUUGUGGCCUAGCGUUUAUGGAUUCACUAGGGAGUGUGAUAAUAAGCGCCUAACAGUGCCAAGAUUCGCCAAGAGUGUGUUAUUGAAUGCGGAUUAAGAAUAGCAUCGCUUGUGUGCAUCAAGGAUUCCUUGAAUGGUGUAAUUAUGUUGGAAAUUUAACUUCCCAUAAAAUCGUGAUCAUAACGGCGACCUGAAACAAUGAGCUCCAACUCGCCACAUGUGCUGGCGUAAAAUGUAACAAGUCAUCUUUCUUUUUUUAAUAUACGAAGCCCAUCAUUGAGGACUGCUUGAAAGAAAAAAACAAGAAUAAAAAGAAAGAACUCCAAAAAUGGCACCGCGGCGAAGUUCCUUCCAGAAACGAUUGACAUCUAGUGUCAGAACUCAUCAGUGUUUAGUCCUAGCUUUCGCCCUAUUUAUGUCUGUGUCUUGCUCGCUGCCGAGUGACGACGACGAAACGAACUACGUGAAUCUCUUGUUGAGGGACCUAGACAACAGCGGCCUCCAGGAACAGGCCCCCGAGAAGAUCGUCGACGGAAAAGACGCUGUCAAGAGGCACUGGGGCAUAUCCGAUGCAACAGCUGUGGCUGGGAAAGUGUUCAGCUAUCCCAUUCCGGAGGAUGCCUUCACCGGCAAGAUCAAAAGAUACGAAGUGACGGAAGCGGGCGAAUCCACCUUGCCGGAAUGGCUCCUGUACGACGAGGAUUCUCAAACAUUCUCGGGUGUUCCUCUGGCUAAAGAUAUAGGCCAGUAUUAUAUCAGUGUGAAAGCCGUGGGAUACUCUCAAAGUAAAUCUCCUUCCGCUAAAGAUGUCUUUUCUAUUGAAGUAGUCGAGGAUUCACCAGACACAAGAUUCAGUGAUACCGAAGGUUUGUCUGGAUAUUGUGGAUUCGGCGAAAGUCAGACUAUUGCCAAUCUAAACAUUGAUCUCAGUUUGGAGGAAUUAAAUAUAUCUGACAGAAUCAAUGUUCUAAAAAAGUUGUCCAGUUUCCUCAAUAUACCACUGAAAAAAUUCAAACUACUUCCUAAGACUGAUAAAAACUCUUUAGAUCUCAGUGCCAUUCAUGCAGGGCCUGGCAAUGCUAAGACGAAAACAAAAGCUGGAGGUGUCGCCGAAUGGAAAGUCGGUUGUUCCUCUUCCAUUUCGAAUGAGCAAAAGGCUAUGAUAUCCAAACUUGAAAGAGCAGCGGAAGAUGGUAGUUUAUCUAUUGCUAUAGGAUACCCCAUUAUCGGGUGGCAUAUUACAAAUGUUCUUCCUCGAGUGACGCACAGGGACAAGCGACAGAUCGGUAGGGGAACUCCAGUUCCUGGUGUCUUGCCCACGCAGUGGCCAAAAUUUACAGAAAGAGUUGAUGAAUUUGAGAUAACUGAUGACACCUUGACUCCUGAAACGAGAAUUAUACCAACUAUGGCUUCUCCAACCCUUAUGCAGCCUUCACAUCAUCAUAGACAUGGUCAUGGUGAAUUCGGUUUUGAUAGGGGGCAUCAUCGUUUUGUCGAUUCAGCAGUUUUAUUUACAUCGCCAACUUUACAUCAACGUAUGCACACUGCUUACGUUACUCCUAUUGGAGCGACCCCCGUGAUUGUUCCAGACAGACCAACCAAAUAUGUUCCAGUGACGCCUGUCAUCGAUGAACCUUAUCCAAGUCGCUACUUCCCAGAAGAACACACUCCAAUAGUCGAUCUUGCUUCAUCUAUGUUCAUUCCAACUCCAGUUAUUGGAGUUACCGAAACACUUCCUAUUCAGACUUUCGUAUCAUCCGUGGAUGGGGUCAGUUCAGAAAUAAAGCCCACCAAGAGCCAGACUGUUGUAGAGAAGACCAAGAAGCCACCUGGUGUGCCGAACUUCAAGCCUACCAUUGAAAGACGAGUGCAGAAACUGAUGAUGGUAGCUGGAAAGAUUUGGAGAUUCCAGAUUCCUGAAGAUACAUUCUCAGAUUUGGAAGAUGGAAAUACCAGAAAUUUGAAAUUAUUAUUUAUGACUGCUGAGCGCACUGCUGUUCCACCUAUUUCCUGGAUACAGUUUGAUCCCGAGAAACAGAUGCUGUAUGCGUUACCACUUGAUGAACAUAUUGGUAAAUAUGAAUUUAUUUUGGAGGCAAUGGAUAGCGAAGGAGCCUCAACUAAUGACAGAUUGGACAUAUAUGUCCGGCAACAUCAAUCUGCUCGAGCUAAACAUCAUGAGUUCGCAGUUUCAUUGAAAUAUAAUAAAUGGCAAUAUCCAAUAACUAUAGAUUGGAAUAUUGAAUUUGCUAAAAGGCUUUCACGCUACUAUGGAGAUAGGAAUGAAAGCAAUAUUGCAGUUCAGUCUGUAGUUACAGAACCAGUUACUACUUUUACAUGGUCAAAUGAUUCUCUCGCACCAUAUCCUUGUCCAAACGAAGAAAUCGCUAAAUUAACUAAUAAAUUAAUUGAUGAAAAAAGUGAAGUGUCAGUAGCUUUUAGGAAAGCCAUGGGCUCUGAAUUUAACAUCAUCGAUGCUAGCGUGAACUUCCUUGGGGUAUGCCACAGUCCAGCUUCUACAACAUCAUCCACCCACUCCAACUUCCCACCAAUGCUUCGCAAUCCUAUCGAAAAAAUCAAUACUACAGUUGGUGAAAUUUUGCGCUUCAAAAUACCAGAUGAUACCUUUUAUGAUUUCGAAGAUGGAAGUACUCGUUAUCUCACUCUUACUUUCUUAACCAUUGAAAAUGUGCGUCCUCCCAAAUCUUCCUGGGUUCAGUUUGAUCCCAAAUCUCAAGAACUAUACGGUUUACCUUUUGAUGGGGAUGCUGGAAGACAUGAAUUUCAAUUGAUGGCAAUUGACAGCAACUCAUUGCAGAUAAAUGACGUUUUUAUUAUUGAAGUUCAUCCACGUCCUCCUAAGAAGUGGAAUGUUGAAUUCAGCCUUCAUAUUGACCACGACUAUGAAGAAUUUAGCAAAGAUAUUAGCAAAAAGGUGUUGGUUGCAUGGAAAUUAGCCAAACUUUAUGAUGAUCCAGAUCCUCGUUAUAUAACAAUAGGUUCAAUUAGUAAAGGUUCAGUUGUGUAUGCCUGGACCAACAACACUCUACCUCAUGAUCCUUGUCCGAAAAGGACAAUCGACAAACUAGUCAAGAAUAUAAUAAACGAAGAUGGAACAUUGUCAUCAAAACUGACUGAGGCAAUGCUGCCAGAAUUCAAAAUAAUUAAAGCUGAUGCCAUGCCUCUAGGUAUCUGCCUUGGCGAAGUGACACCAACUUCUGUUACCAUUGCUCCACCUCCAGCUACCCAAAGAGCUGAACCUGCUGCUACAACAGAUGACGACAUAUACAUCACCACUAUAAUUCCAGCUGUGGUUAUUGCAGUAAUGCUGAUCAUCGCAGCCCUUGUUGCUUGUUUCCUUUACAGAAAGAAGCGAAAAGGCAAGCUUGUCAUGCAAGACAACAAUACCUUCAUUGGGAAUAGGGCCCCUGUUAUUUUCGGAGAUGAAAUGGAAGAAAAGCCUGAUCCUGCCAAGCCUCCUGUCAUAAUGCGAGAAGAGAAACCUCCAUUGGCCCCACCAGACUACUUACGUUCAUCUGCCAGCAGUAGGGAUUCAACACCUCAUCUUGACCGUGUAGAACAAGCCAACAUUAGAAACACAAAUGCCGACCUUCAUAUAGAUCCUUCUCCACCAUAUCAGCCACCACCUCCGUUCACCACAAAUAGAGACAAUAAGAAUUCUCGAAAUAAAGGCACACCAACCUACAGGCAACCUCCACCAUACAUGCCGCCUGUGCCUCCUUAAAAAGAAUUAUUUUUAAGGCUUGCAGAGUGGGCAUAACUGUGCCUUCGCCUGCCAAAGAAAGACUACUCAUAUGUACUCUACUUUAAUGUUGCAUUCAUGUUUGUUCAAUGCCUGCUCUUCUCUUCCGCUGUGAAAAAGAGCUUCUAAGAAAAAACAAGAUGAAUAUCUGAUACUGAAUUUUAUGUUAAGAAUGUUUUUUUUAAUUGCCUUGGAUAUGUAAAGCUGUGGAUGUGCAGCAGAUACCUUCGAUUUAUUGAUGUUUUUUGUGUCUCAAAACGCAGGAGACGUUAGUGUUUUUAUUCUGCUUGUAAGGUUUGACAAUUCUUUAUUAAUGUAUGCUCAUUUUAUAUGUAUGUGUUGCAUGAAAUUCUAUAUCGAAUCGUGACAAAGUUAAUUUAUAAAACACUGCAGAGAUAAUUGUGUCUAAUCAUAUAGCUGUUUUAUCAAACUCCUAUUAGUCAUAUUUUGCAUUUUUAUUUUAUUUUAUUUUAUUUUAUGGUAGAUAACUUUAACUACAUCCUUUCUUUGAAUAUGUAUCUUUAAAAAAAAUUUUUUUUCUUUUCUUUUUUUGUUGAUAUUUUCUAAAUUUCAUAAUUAUAUGUUUCGUAUCCAUAAUAAUUGGAACUUUUUAUUGAUAAGAACAAUUCGAAUUUCGUUUUUAAUUCUCUAGAACUGUAGAGAUCUUUUAUGUAAAAAAAAAAUAAAAAUAAAAAAAAAUUCUGUACAACUUUGUUUUUGAAGAGUACUCGAAAUUUGUUUUUCAUAAAUUGAAUGUGAAAAUUCCAGACUAUUUCUGCAGACUUUAUUUUCUUUGAUGAAUAGAAAACUCUAUUCUCAGUUCCCUUAGUCCUAGUAUAAAAUGUGCUUUUAACUUAUUUCAGUAACAUAUUUCUUAUAUAAAAAGUUUAUUGUAUUUUCUCAAUGUGUAUCAUUUCACUAUUCUAAUUUUUUUUUUUUUUUUUUUUUUUCCUUUUUUUAUUAAGUUUCAUUUGUUGAAGAAAAAUUUCGGUACUUGUACGGUCCCAUGACUUAUUUGGCGAUUUAAAGAUUAGCCAAGCUCCCAUAUGCAUAUUGUAACCAUCUUGGCGAUAUAUUUCGGUUGCUUGGCAGUAAAAUUUGGAAGAGCUAAAAACAAGUACCCAAAUUUCAGUUCUCGAAAAUUACUUUUAAUCGUCCAAGACAGUGUUGUAAUUUACUUAUAUGCACUUUUUAUUUUGUAUAGAAAUAUGUGCAACAAAAUAUUUAAACUUGCAUUAAAUUCAAGAAAUUCUUUGCUGUUAAAUUUCCAAUUAGAAAUGUUUACUGUGCUUGCUCCUAAACCAAGUUUAUUUGAAAAUAAUUUUUAAUAAAAGUACUUAAUAUAUAUCUAAAUGUGAUAUUUCCUAAAUUAAUCAUCAUUAAAAAAUUAAACUCUUUUUAAGAUAGGAAGGAGUACGUACUUGAAAAACAAACUUCACAGGCUUUUAAAACUAUAUAUCUUGUCUAAAUAGAAGUAUCAACAAAUCAUCAUCUAAUGCUAUCAAAAUUCAUACGAAAACUGUUACUUAAUUCGUUACAUCUAUUUUAAAUAAAUUUGUUUCCAUAUUUAGAAAUGUUAAACAUUUUGACAACAGAAAUUUUUUAAAAAAUCUCCUCUUAGAGAUUAUUUUUAAAAAAACUCAAUAAAGUAUUAUUUGAACAAUUAAAGAUAAAAAAAAAUUUUAGUAAAGAUAAAAUAAUUUUAGUAAACCUAUAUCUCAAAUAAACUAAUAAAUUAUCAUUAAAUCGGUAAAAAUUAAAAAUAUCUAUAGAAUAAAAUAUUAAAUAUAAAUCAUUUGCAUUUAAUUUUAAGAAUUAUAUUAAUCAGCAGUUAACCUCCAAAAGACAUUUUGUGAAAGGGAUACGAUUAAUAAAAAGAACUUAAAAACUAAUUUUGUUUUAAAAAUAUUUUAUUUUAAUUUUGCUUUUUUGUCUUAAAGUACUAUUUUGAUUUUUAUUGAUCUUUAGUUGUCAUGUGUACUUAAAGUUUUAAUUUUUAGAAUUACAAAAUCAAAACAAACAUAUUUCAUGUAAAGAUUAGUUUGAAAAUGUUGACAAAAAAAAUCAAAUUUUUAUUUCUUAAACAGCUGCUGUCAGAGGAAAAGCAAAAAAUUAAAAAUGUUAUUAUAUCAAAACCGAGCUAAAUACUAAAAUUUCAGUAAUAUAUAUAUUUUUUUUGUUUAUAAAAAAUGAUCAUAAAUUAUAAUUCUAAAACUGACACAAGAUUAUCGUACUCAUCUUAAUACACAAGAGUUGAUAUUUUUUACAGGGUUUCCAAGACGAUUAGUGAUAAAGAUUUGUGAAAACAUACUUGUUCGUAGCAUGAAAACUUAGUUUUUAUAGAAUGGGGAAAAAGCUGAAAUUUUCAUAUUUGCACUUUUUUAUAGAUAAUAUUGCCUUAUUUCUAAUACAGUUACUUUUUUCAAUGUACUGAGUAGAGCACUUAAUAUGAAACCAUAUUACAUAAUUAAUUGCUAUUCUAAAACUUUUUAAUUAAAAAAAAAUAGAUAUGUUUCCCUCUUCAUCAAAUUGUAAAAGAUAAAUCAAUAUCUUUUGAAAAGAACAUGGGAAUUGUUUAAGACUAAUUUUCUGUUAUAGAAUAUUCCUUUAUUUAACUGUACUUAAGUGUGAAUGUCAUGUGUUAUUCCUAUUGUUAGCAUCAUUGUAAGAAAUUAAUUUUCACUAAUGUGAAGGAAACUUAACUUUUAUUUUUAUUAAAAAGUUUUUUUCAAACAAUUCCUCAUUUCAAUGCUAUGAUUUUUUCUUAUAAUUAUUCACAAUUCAAAAUUUAUGAUAAUUAAUUUAUUUUUAAUAGCAGCGUGUAUAAAAACUUACUUACAUCCUGCAAUCAAUGUAUUGAUUAGUAAUUUUAGUUAACAGAUUUUUGAAUGCUGUCUUUAAUAAUAUUAUUGUAAAUUGUUUACAUUUAGUUUGCAUUCUUAAUCUGAACGCUGUUAAGCUGUUAUCUGUUUCAUGUGUAUUGUAUGUGUUAAACUUGCAACAAUAUUAUUAUUUGUAUAUGCCAGUUUUGCUAUACCUGUUUUAUGAUGAAAAUGUUUUGAUAUAAUGUGUCUUGCUUCCUAAAUUUACAAUUUUCAUGUAUUUGUGUUGAAUGUUAUCAGUGUUUGUAAAAACACCUUAUGUAGAAGCAAUUCUUCAUCUACAGUAAUGUAAAUAUUUGUAUAGGCAGCUUUUAUAAAUUCUACAUAUCCCAAUUAUUGAUUAAGAAGACUGAAAACUGUCAAAACAAAUGUUGUUGGCAUAUCACUGAAUUGAUUUCUUUUAUUUACAAUAAUCUUAAAUCUUACUAAGGAAUAAUAUUCUGCUAAUGAGCAUUUUAAAUGUUAUAUCUCAUUUUAUUUGAGAAUAAAAUAUAUAUAUAUAUUAUUUUUAAAAAAAAUGUAUUCCCAAAACAUAUCUUUUUUUAGGCUUAAAAUAAAUGGAUAUUUACUCACGUUUUGAUGUAUUGUUUAUUCCUCUUCUUGAAUCCUAUGUCUGUCUAAUUUUUUUCUUAGCCUCUCAAAAUAACUAAUUUUAUGUAACAAAUACAUUUUAAAUUUGUUUCUUGAAAUGUGUGUGUAGUAAACUUUUGUGUAUGCAUAUCACAAUGUGUGCUUAUGUGCUUGUACCAUAUAAUUGAUAUCUCUGAUAUUUUAGUUUCAUGUCAAAUUAUAGCCAAUUUCGACGUUUAUCAUUUAUUUAAACUGUCAUUUAUUUUGUGCUAUUGUGAAGAAAAUUGAUUGCAUGUUCUGUUACAAUAAUUACAUUUGUAAAGAAAAAUAAAUAUGUUUGAAUGAUGUUCAAUAAUUUAUUACUCGUACAUGGAUGUAAUAAAUAUGAACCUGUUUUGCAAAAUCAGUAAUGCAAUGAUGUGAACGAUUUACAUUAGAACAUUAUAGAUUUAAAAACAGAGAAUUAGAUUUUUAAGUAAGAAAAUUUUUGUUUUCAUUUCUAAUUGUGGUUGUUAAGAAGUUUCAACAAAGUGACCUAAGUCAGUGCUAUAGUGUUAAUAAUAAAAGUUUUUUUCAAUUAA